CGUGCCCUUGUCGCAAGGCGGUCUUCGGAGGAGACGGGGAGGUCUUUGCUCUUCUUUCCCCAUUCUUGAUCACCGUCCUCCUCCUCCCGUCUCGUCUUGGAUCUGUGGGCAAGCCAUGGCGUCGCAGGAGUGCCUCUACAAGAUGCUGCUCCGGCAGACCUACCGGAACCUUUGGCUCACCGAUCUCAUGAGCACCAUCCAGGCCGACUUCUCCCUGGGCCAUGCGUUUCCUACAUGCUCUGCAGAAGGGCUCUUUACAAUGACAUGUCAAGGUAAUUUCAGUGGGCCAUUUGUUGCAUGGGUUAUCUACUAUGCAGUGGGAAAUGUGGAGAAAGUCGAUGCCCAGAGUUCUGCAUUUGCGCUGAGGUUUUCUUGUGCUUUGGUAAUUCUGUUGCCUCAAAUCGCUUCUUGCUCCAAGAUGAGUUCAACAUACAGACGACUCAAUGCCAAACCGCAUGUGUAUUCGGUUACCUUCAUUCGACUGGUAAUGGGUCAGCCAAUUCAAACCAACAAGUUGCUUGGGUCUUUUCCAUUGUUGCAAUGAUCAUCGGAAGUCAGGAGAUCCAAAGAAGUUUCCCAGAUAUUAUCCUCUAUGUCUGACUUUGUAUACUGGACAGUCUGUGCACGCAUGCAUGCAGGUCGGAGUACUUAAAGAUACACGUUUAAAUUCCAUGGUUGCAGACACAGCAUAAGAUUGAGAUGGAUAAGAGAGACGGCGAGUUUGGGGCACCACCAGUGAUGGCUGUGCCUCCAGUCCACCAGAUGUCUCGCUUCGAUCAGCCUAUUCCAUGGCAUGCUGGAUAUGCCUCUCAUCAUCUCAGCCAGCUUACGGGCAACCGUAUGGCUAUUCUCCGGCUGCACACCCUCCACCUGGUUGCCCGCAUGCUUACCCAUAUGGUUCUUACCCUGCACCUGGUCCUCCUCCUGCUGGAUAUCCAAAAUAAAAUGCAUCGAUCGAAAAGCCACUCGUUCAAGUUCUGGUCAUGCCGAUGCACAAUAUUGUUGGUCGGAAAGUGUCGGGUGCUGCUGCGGCUGCGAAUGGUUCUAGCUCUCUACCUCUUCAUCCUGCGAGGGACGCAACUUGGCUUGUCAAGAAACUGAUGAAAUAUAAUUACCUUCAUGCAGCCCCAGAAUGGGAUCGAUCGAUAUCUUCUUUUCUAAAUAAAAAGGACGCGGGGACUCUGAAAAGAAGCAAGCCACAAAAAAAAAAAAAAAAAGGAGAGGCAUGCUGUGUCUGUAGUUCGCCUACAGCUAAAUCUCUCUUGGUGUUUAAUUUCUCGGCCAUCAAUUGCCUGCCUUCACGAAGAAGAAAGAGAAAGAAAAGUCCAAAGCGUCGUCUCCAACUCCCACUUUGUUGUGGAGUCUCCACUCACUCCAAAAAGGACGGGGGACCAGCUCGCAGACAUGGGCACUGUUAAUGGAGAGACGUCCGGGGGGCGACAAGGACCCCUAGCUCUUCCCCCCCUCUCUCCGGUCCGGAUCGAAAUGCCAGACUCCUCUCCCUGGAACCGCUAGCGAACGAAAGAAAAGAAGGCACCACCGGUAUGCAAACCGAGUAGAUUCCUUUGCUUUGAUGCUGAAGCAUCAAAAAAAUCUCUCCCGUACUCGAUAGGAUGGAGGAGGAGGCCACAGCGUGGUGUCGUUUUCCGGACUUGCAACCUGCACAAACAUGUCUGACACAGCAGAGCAGCUACCACGACAAAAGAUCAUCAUCAUUAGACAUCUGUCUGUUGAUCCGGUUUGAGGUGUGCGUGCAGGGAAGAUCUCUCCUGGUUCCAGGAAGAGAUAAGACGGCCAUGUGAACUCCAGCAAGCAGGUCAGGGCUAAUGAAUCCAGCGGCGAAGUGGUCCUCA
This is a messenger RNA of Musa acuminata AAA Group (dessert banana), 1853 nucleotides long. RefSeq lists its product as uncharacterized. NCBI's taxonomy places the organism in Eukaryota, Viridiplantae, Streptophyta, Magnoliopsida, Zingiberales, Musaceae. Bases 116 to 544 code for a protein of 142 amino acids. The record is from RefSeq and is a predicted model, not a curated record. The transcript is spliced from 8 exons.